Molecule: messenger RNA, 9598 nt
Organism: Spirodela intermedia
Lineage: Eukaryota; Viridiplantae; Streptophyta; Magnoliopsida; Alismatales; Araceae
Source: the annotation of a GenBank genome assembly
AUGAAAUGGGUCGUCGAAUCAUCUCCGGCGGCUGUCACCCAGCGGAGCGAAAAAACGACGACUUUGCGACUCUCCGGCGGCUGUCACUCGACGGAGAGGAGCUGGAUGGAGGUGGGGCGCAUGUCAAGAAGCUUCAUCCUCAGGUCCGCACAACAAGAGGAGGCUCUUCAUCGCAUCUGGUACGCUCUCAGGAGGUGGCGACUCGUCUCUCGGCAGAUCGUCCUCUUCCCAACGACGGCUUGUUCAUCGAUCAAUCGGAGAUGAUUUACUCGAUGGAUUCGCGAUCCUCUUAUCGCGAAUCGUUCAACAAUUUUAGUAGCAAUACUCCGCGAAUCGCGUUGACGAGAUUUUCGCCGAUGAUCUAGUGAUUCUCGUUGCUUAAUCUUUCACCGACGAUCUGUAGGAAAGUUGCGAUAAUCAGAUAAAAAUAUAUGAAUUUUGACUCUAGGAGGAUUCGAACCCGCGCCGGUUGUCUGCCCCUUCUGAGGAAGGUGUGACGCGGGUUUAGUCCCACAUCGGUUGUGCGCCGAUUUUUCGGGUGAAUAUAUAGUAAUGUUAGCUUUCUGAGCAAAGUUCCUUCUCUCGCGUGUACGACCACUCCUUGCCCCAUAGCCGGCUGGCCAUCGGUGACGUGGAAGGGGAGUGGCGCACAUGUGCCCCUAUCAGUCCAAGCCGCUCGAGCCCCUGCUCGCGGCUACUCCCAGACUGAGCUUCCGACCCACUUGCGGGCCCGGCUGGCCGGCGGAUCCCCCCAUUUUGCAAUAUUUUUAUUUCUAUUUCUUGUUCUUCAUUUAUCUCAAAAGUAAGACUGUAAAAAUAGUAUAAAAUCACAUAAGUACCUAAAAAUUCACAUUAAUCAACUGAAAAUCACUUUUCACAUUUUAACACAAAUAUAAGUCUAUUUAUCAUGAGUUAAGGCUAAAACUAUAUUAUUUACUAAUUAUUAACUCAUGAUAAUGAAGACUUAUCACUUGCCAAUCGCACCAUUCCUCUAAACUUCAUUCUCAUCUAUUUUUGAUUUUGAUAAUACUACACUUAAUGAUUCACCAUCUCCACUGAUCUUGUUAUACACCGAUCCUCUUAAUAUUAUGACUCUCGCUUCUAUUCAACCUGAUUCAUUCUCUCCACCAAUUCGUACAAGAUCACUCCUAAAUCUCUAUAAACACACAUGACCUCUGUUGUUCACUACCCAACUAUCUACAUGAUAUUUACUUCCCUUAUAUCUUAUUAUGAUUGUUUCAUCUCCUAAGCCGACGUAUGUCACAAAGUCUUUAAACUCAAACACAAAUCAAAUGACACCAUUGACUACCACAAAACUUAUCUUGUGGUCAAAAGUUUUAAACAACAAAAUGACAUUGAGUAUCAUGAAACUUUUAGUUUAGUAGUAAAGAUAACUAUCAUUUAACUUCUACUAGUUAUCUUCAUAAGUAAAAGAUUGUUCAUUUGACAUCUUGAUAUCUCUAAUAUAUUUUUACGUGUUAAGUUUGAAGAUGUUAUUUACGAACAACCUUUUGGAUUUAGUCAUCCAUCUUUUUCACAUCAUGUAUAUCAUCUUCAAAAAUCAUUAUACAAUCUCUGUCAAUCUCCUAGUGCUUGAUUAACUCAUCUAAUGACUUGGCUUUCAAAUCUUAGUUUUUUUUGUUCUAAGAUUGACACUUCCUUAUAUUGUAAAUUAUAUUCUCAAUUUACUUUUUUUGGUUUGAUUUAUGUGGAUGAUAUUUUAAUAGUUGGCUCCAAUCAAAGGGGUGUUGAUGAUCUAAUUCGCCUCAUGAACAUUGAGUUUGUUAUUAAAAACUUAGGUUAUGCUCACAGUUUUUUAGGCAUUGAAUUUCUUCAACAUCCACAUGGCUCUCUUUUGUCACGAUCUAAGUACAUUAUAACUCUACUUCAUAAAGCUAAUAUAGAAGGUUGUAAGUUUAUUUCUAUGUCAUGGCUAAUCUCUCAUGCAUUUAAUUCUGCUAUAGUUAAAUUUUAUGAUCCAUCUAUGCAUUAUAGUGUUGUAAGUGCCCUCUAAUAUAUCACAAUCAUAUGUCUUGAUAUUAUCUAUGUAGUAAAUUGUGCAUGUCAAUAUAUACAUGAAUCCACUAUUGACUAUUGAAACUUUGUCAAACAUCUUCUAUAAUAUCUGAAAGUCACCAUCACCCAUGGUCUACUAUUACAAAGACAUUAUAACUUGUAACUUAGAGUUUUUAGUGAUGCAGAUUUGGCUAACUUUGUCAAUGAUCGACACUCAAAUAAUGGCUAUCUCAUUAUUACCGGUAACAAUCUAAUCUUCUUGAACUCUAAGAAAUAGCCCACAAUUUCUAGAUCCAUCACUGAGGUUGAGUACAAGACAAAUUUUAAUGCUACCACUUAAUUAAUUUGGAUAUGUUCUCUUUUGCAUGAACUUGACUUACAUACAAAUCUACUCUAAUUCUUUGAUGUGAUAAUAUUAGUGUCACCUACCUUGUAAUUAACCUUAUAUUCUAUGCUCACACUAAACACAUUGAAAUUUACUAUCAUUUUAUUCGAGAAUAAAUUGCAGUCAAGCAUCUUCAAGUUUUUUUAAUCUCUAGUGGAGAUUAAUUAGCCAAUAUUCUUACGAAGAGUCUUCUUAAAAGUUGCUUCACUUGGUUACAUGACAAACAUCAUGUUAUUCCUAACAUGAGCUUGAAGGGGUGUAAAGAUAUCCGCUCAAUGGGCUAUCAAGAAAAUCGUUAAACAUAUAAUUGUUGCCGCUCCUCAACAAACUUUCUAUUAACAUAUGAGUUACAACACUUUUCAUAACAAUAAUAACCCUUAUAAAUAGAUCCUCAUUCAUCCUUGUAAAGGGUCAAAUUAUAUUUUUUUAAUACAUUCUUAUUUUUCUUCAUCUCUCUUUUCCUCUCUAUUCUCUCAUACUAUCUACAUCCCUCAACUCCAGCUUACCUCCCUUCCCUAGGUGUAUAGUUGAGAGCCUCCCAUUCACCAGGCUAUCUCUAUUGGUAUAUAGGUGAUGGUUUUGAAAUUGAGUUAAGGAUUAACCUAAGAAGAGAAAAUAGAAUUUUAAUAAUUUUUAAAUAAUAAGAAUUAACUCAAGAAGAGAAAAUAGAAUUUUAAUAAUUUUUAGAUAAUAAGGUGAUUAUCUUGAAAUUGAUCAUAUUUGAUGUGAAUUGAAUUAAGAUUGAUGUGAUAAAUAUAUUGAUGUUUAAAAUUUUUAGAUGAUAAUAAAAGGUCUAAUAUUAUACUGAUAAAAUUAUAUUAUAUUUCAACCUUUGUCAUGUAUAUGGCUGUUAGAUGAUUAAGAUAUAAAAACAAUUAAAUAUCUUUACAUAGUAAAUAUGUUAUGUUAUUAUGAGGAGAUUGUACGUUUGCAUUUUUUCUAUAUCAAAGGGAUUAACUAAUAUAUACAUAUGUGUAAGUAAUAUAACAAUAUUUGAACAAGAAUUCAAGUAAAAUAAAUUUUAGAGACAAUUACCAAGGCAUUGAUUUGAUAUUUAUUUUACAAGAUUAUUGGUUUUAUAUAUUAAUAUAAGGGUAGAAUGAUCUAGAAGCAUGACCUUUCAUACUAAAGUAAUUUUUAUCUCAAAUAAGACGCAACAUAUAUAAAAGUGGAGUCACUCAAUAGAAAAUUGAUUCAAAGAUGAAUUCAAUUAUGAAAAUCAUUCUUAAAUACUCAAACUAUCAAGAGAGUUGUGAAUUUUUUACUAUUUAUAGUUAUCUUUUUCUCCAUUUUUCGGGACCCCACUCAGUUUGUUAAGGCUUGUUUUAGCUCAAUUGUUUAGACCCAAUAAGGGCCAAAAGAGGGCAGUUCUUCCAAAACUUAAGAAAAGAGAAUACAAUUUUUAGUUGACUUCUUGUUACAUCAUAAACAUAUUUUUUCUCUCUAUCAACUCAUUUCAAGUUUCCAAGAAUAAAGGGCAAAAUUGAUUGCUUCAAGGGAGUCGUGGACAUCUCUUCAACCCUCAAAAGCUUCCUCCUUUAGCCCAACAUUGGUAAACACCUUCAACAACUCUUGGUGAAUAGAAAAUAAUAUUUGAAUACUACAAUAAAGUCAUUUUAUAUUAUUUACUAUUUCUACCUUAGUUUGUGAUGUGUGGAGUGGUUGAGACACAUGUGGUGUGCCGUCAACAUAGCCAUAUUAAUUGUUGUAUGUGAACUAGUGAGACACUUUUGAUGUGUUGUCAAUGUAAUCACAUAAUCCGUUGAGGCACAUGUGAUAUGCUUGCAACGAAGAGACAUGAGGACCUAAGAACUAUUGGGAUUGCAAGCUUGUGGAGCUUGAAAAUGUAAAGGGUUCUUGAUUUCAUUAAAAUCAAGGGUGUAUUAUAAGGGUUGAACAAUGGAAUCAAAGUGGAGUCAUCGAAAGUGGAUGUAGGUUAAAGAAAUUGACCGAAUUACUCUAAAUCUAGAGUGAACUAUCAUUUGUUGGUUUAUUUUAUAUUUAUAUGUCAAUAUAGAGAUAUAAAUAAAAUAAAAUAGAAAUAAAUAAAUAAAUAUACUUAAUAAGAAAAAAAAGAAAAUUAAAUUCACCCCCUGGUAAAUUAAAAGAAAAAUUAAGAAGCAUAGGCUUUGGUGCCCACCUAGUAGAAACCAUUGGAGGAGGUUUUCAUGGGGAUACUAGUACGUCGUCCACCUUCCCCCCGUGGAAAAGAUAGUCUCAGGACCCCAAACUCAAGAAUUCUUAACCCCCAGCGGGCGCCGACAGGCAAAGAAUGAGAAGUGGGAGAGCUGCAUGAAGAAGAAGAAGUAGACGGGUUUCCAUUGUUGAAGGGAUCACGUUGCGGAGGUCCUCAGAUCCUCCUCGAUUUAUCUCGACCAUUCAGCGAGUGAUCUUUGCAUGGUAGGGUCUCCUUCCUCCCUCCGUCGACAUUUCUCUCAAGUGGGGUGGACGCGUUGUUGCUCUCAUCAGAGUGGACCUUCGAGGUCCUGGUCUCGCUAGAGAAGACCUUCGUCGACGGAUUCCACAGCGUGCCGGCCGGUCAACAGCUAGUAAGAAGAAAAAUGCGGGCGUCUUCUUGAGGUUGCUGGGUCUGUUGAGGCCACGAAGGAAUGAAGAAGGAGAGGAUGGGGAGUGGUCUACUGUUCACUUUUCAAAUAGAUUGGGGGUGAAGCCACAGAGACAAUUUAUUAUCAUUUGACUCCCUCCAAGUUGGGUUAUUUUCCAACACCAUAUUUUAAGAGAAAAUGAUAAGAAAUUCAUUUUUCUUGUACCUCACUCAGCAAUUUUGAAUCGGGAGAGUGACCUACAAAGUCUGCUGGGCGUCGAUCCAGAGGAGGAAGAAGAAGAAAAAGAAGAAGAAAACAUACAUCAGCUGAUUUAACGGAGAGUGUUGGCGGCGUCAGCCCAUCACGGCUGACUUGUUCAGGAGACAUGCGAGAAGCCUCCUCUCAUCUAACCCAUUCAAGAGACGUGCGAGAAGGGGCAGUGACACGGUUGUCAGCUCAUCUCUUUUGACCCGUUUGGGGGUCAUGGAAGGAGAGAGAGCGGGAAACGAGUGUGGUUGAAAUCAUCAACUCCGAAAUGUGCGGGCUUACUCACACGUAGAUUGAGAUACCUCCUUUUAGGGGGGUGGUUACCUUUUUCAUUUUUCUAUAAAUAGGAUAUAUAUUUUCUAUUUUUGAGUACAAUGUACGAUGAGAUUUAUCUCUCUUUUUUGAUUUUACUGUCUUUUUUCAUCGACUUUAUUUAUCUAUCUUGAUCUAUCUUCUUUCUUUUAUUGUAUGUGAAGUCUUUAUAGAAGUAGAUAAGAGUACAUUGUUGAUUCUCUGGAUCGUGUAGAAGGCAUUGAGACGUAAAUUCAUGUUUGAUAGAAGUAUUGUUCUCAUCGAAAUUCUUAAUAACUUAAUGAUAUCUCUUUUAUUUCACUAAUAUCAAGAAAAUGAGUUUUCGUUGUUAUUGUAAUCAUGUGUUACAUAUUUAUUUAUACAUAAAAAGAAAAGUUAAAUGACUCACCAUGAUAACAUUAUUCAUGUUGUUGUCUUUCAUGUCGAUUCCCUGUCUUGUUGUUGUCACAAGACAGUAAAGUUUCGGCCACGGAAUCCAUGGACGGCCUCUUGGUCCUAUCGGCCUCCAUGGAGGACGCCGCAAUCUCCAGCAUCACCGCCGCCUGCUUCCUGUUGUAAUUCCCUCCCAACCUCGGGUCGACGUAGUCGUCGACCCACUGGCCGUCGCCGCCACCGUCCAUCGCUCUCUUUAUUCCGCCGAGUAGCCGACUCACCCCCGUCACGUCUUCUUCCUCCCCAGCCGGUACGUCGGAGACCCUCCUCCCCAUGACGAUCUCCAGCAACACCACGCCGUAGCUGUAGACGUCGACUUUGGAGGUGACGGGGAGGUUCAGGACCCAUUCCGGCGCCAUGUAACCCUUGGUCCCCCUGAUUCGCGUGAUAUGGCCGUCAGAGGUGCCCCUCUGCAGAAGCUUGGCCAGCCCGAAGUCGGCGAUCUUUGGCCCGAAGUCCUCGUCCAGGAGGAUGUUCUCCGGCUUGACGUCACAGUGGACGAUCCACUCAAGGCACUCGUGGUGGAGGUAGGCCAGCCCUCUGGCCGUCCCCAACGCGAUUUUGAACCUCUUCUCCCACUCCAGCGGCGCCGCCGCCACGGCGGCGGCGGAGGCUCCGCCUUUUCUGGGGAAGAGGACCUGGUCCAGCGAGCCCCUCUCCUGGAGCUCGGAGACCAGGAGACGGUGGGAGCUCUCCGCGCAGAAGCCCCAGACCGUCACCAGGUUCAUGUGGUAGAUCCUCCCCAUGAGGCUCAUCUCUGCCUGGAACUCCUCCGCCCCCUGCGUCACGUUGUCCAGCUUCUUCACCGCCGCCACCCGCUUGUCGUCGAGGACACCUCUGUAGACCGCGCCGGCGCCGCCCCGGCCUAGCUCGUGCUUGAAGUUGUCGGUUGCCUUCUUCAGCUCCCGAUACGUGAACUUCCUGAACUGGCUGGUCAUCAGGCGGUAGCCCUCCUCCGUGGACCUCCGCGAGGCCUGGUGCCCGAAGACGAACCACCAGCCCGUCGCCAUGAACAAGAGCUCUAUCAGUCCCAGCGCCGCCACAAACGCAUAGACGUAGGCCCAUCUGAGGCCUCCCUUCCUCGCGUACAGGUCCACCGGAGGCAGCGGAGCCCGAGCGUCGUCCCUGGUGGAGUUGCAGGCGGUGCCCGCCUCGUCGGAGACGAGGGUCUGCGCGACGUCCAGGCCCAGCGGAAGCUUCAGGAAGAUGCUGCCCGGGAAGUUCGGAGAGGUGUACCCGUUGAAGAGGAUGCCCUUCGGAUAGCACCUGCCCUCUCCGGUCAACCUAUAGCCGAAGCCAUUGCAGUUACAGUCCUCCUCGCACCUUUUCUUGCAGGUCUCGAAGGACACUUUGUUGGCGAAGCCGGAGAGGUCGAAGCCGUAGAAGUCCGUGUUGGGGAUCUCUACGAACUUCACGCCCCCAGGUUUGCCGCAGGGGACCUCCACCGUGCGCCGGCAUCCCUUCUUCCAAUCUCCGGGAAGCUUCAUCUCGUGCCCCGGCGGGCAGAAGCACCGGGCCUCCGGCGUGUUGACGCAGAUGCCGUUGCGGCCGCAUUGCCCGUGCACGUUGCAGAGCUGUGGCAUGGCCUCCCAGGUGACCUGCCACCAGCCCCCGGCCUCGCUCAGGCUGUACAACCUGAGAUUGCCGUCAUGGCCGAGGGUCAGCCUCCUGCUCCUCCGACCGCCGGCGUCGGAGGCGUUGAAGGAGUAGAGAUCGCUCGAGGUGAACCUUCCGGUCUCAUCGAGCACCGCCCGGCGGCUGCUGUUGUACGGGGUCCUCCCGUUCUCGAACACACUGCGGUCGGGGCUCGGCCAGUAGAUGCUUGAGACCUCGGAGCCGUCGUACAUGAGCUUGAGGACGUUGUCGUUGUCGAAGAAGAAGUAGUAGCCGGGGUUGGGAGACCCACCGGAGAGGGAGGCCACCAGCUUCGUCGUCUUGGUGAGAGCCUGCCUGGGCAGCAGGGUGUGCGUGGGGAAGUCGAAGCUCUGCCACAGUACGCUGCCGCUGCCGGCCCUCACGACGAGGUUCCCCUCCUCCAGGAGCUCCACCCUCUUGCCGUCAGCCGCGGUGGCGCCGGCUUGCCACACCACCUCCUUGCCGGCGUCGGUCAGCUCCAGCACGCCAUCGCUGCGGAGGGACAGCCUCGAGCCCCGGCCGUUGACCGGCCGUUCGCGGUUGGCAGACCAGACCUCCGUCUUGUUCGGGUCCGCUGUGAACCAGAUGCCGAGAAUGAAGGCGUUGAUUCCAACGUUCAGGAAUCCGCAGGAGAAGGUCCUCCCCGGCGAGACCAGAGUGUCGGAGGCCCGCUCCACCGAGAGCGAUGACCCCCGCGACAGCGAGCUCUGCGCGCGGCAGAACGCUGGUGGCGCGACGAGCACCACCAGCAACCACGCGAGGGGGAUCACGCGAGAGUUUCGUCUUCCCAUCUCCAACCUUUGGAUCAGUUCAGGAGGAGAGCCUCUCUCUUCCACUCACAGGUCCAAUCAAUUAUUCUUAAAUCCAAGCACCCGCCCACAGAAAAGAAUACGUCAGCUGGUAUAACUAAAGUUCCAUAUAGCUUCCCGAGAAGGUCCAACCAGCUGGUCUUGACUGAGAAGGACGGUCCUCCGCCACAUAUUAAAUGACGAGCAGUACGCUAAAAGAAAUCGCCGGCUCGAGAGGGGUGCCUUUCGACAAUUUUCGUCCGAGUCCACGCACGCGGGAGAAUUCUCGACCGGUGGAGAUGCCAACACUCUAGUGCGUUGGUGACACAGAGAGAGAUAUAUAUAUAUAUAUUCUUUUUGGUAUACACGUCUCAUCCUUGCAAUCAAUCAAACCAAUUCCUGUUGGCCCACCAAAUAUUAUAAAUUUAAGAUCCUACCCACAUACUCGAAACACCGCACCAAGAAUUCUCCAGGCCGAAUCGGACGAUUCUAGGGUUCUUGACAGGCGGCCAGAGUUGACCAGUUGGCCCCUCUCUGGUCACUGGGAAGAGACAAAACUCUCAUGCUUCAUCCUCAUGAGUCCGUCCUCAAUAUUCCGAAGAAUGGGCCUGUAGCUGCAAAACCCAAGGGGUGGAAAAGUUAAAAAGACGGGAAUCUCUGGGCGUUGACGGAUGUGACCCAGAGGGGGCAGUAAACUGUGCGAGGGGGGAACCUACAGCCAGGUGAGGUUGUUAUAUAAUUGGAUGGCGCGUCUCAGUUCUGCAGAGAGCCGUAGAACUUCAGCCGACAGGGCCUCCGAUCUGCUCUGUUCUUCGGCAAGCUGCCCCUACAACCCGGAAAUCACAAGCAAGAUGAGUUACGGCAGAUGGUACUACUGAAAUAACGAAAGCUAUUGUCAACUGUUUUCCUGGGCAAAGGGUCAAUGAUGCAGAAACUAAGGAGGUACUUCUAGAACUUUCAGAAAUCCUACUUCAUGGUCAACGAUGAUUUUAGUCAAACCCCAGCGCACUAGUGAAAAGUAGGGCCUAACCUUGAGCUGCAGCGCAUAAACUCCUUGAGAAUCCAAACUAUUUCUGCUAUCUUCCUUCGGCUCCAAGCCCGUCUGGAUAGCCAUGACGUUGACGGCAUUCAGCUGCUCUGACCUCACCUUGUGCAGCAUUUCCCGUAGUUCAUUGUUCUGCUCCAAACAGCUUUUCACCUACAAUUUGAAUCAGUAA